Molecule: messenger RNA, 1910 nt
Organism: Ceratotherium simum simum (southern white rhinoceros)
Lineage: Eukaryota; Metazoa; Chordata; Mammalia; Perissodactyla; Rhinocerotidae
Gene: RTN2
Product: reticulon 2
Biological process (GO): endoplasmic reticulum tubular network formation; brain development; neuron differentiation
Cellular component (GO): endoplasmic reticulum membrane; postsynaptic density; neuron projection
Source: RefSeq, a predicted model, not a curated record
AGAUGAGCGCCCGCGGCCCCAGGCCCAGGGCGGCGUGGCCGGAGUGGGCGGGGGUCCCGAUGCAGGCCCGAGGGGGGCCAUGGGGCAGGUCCUGCCGGUCUUCGCCCACUGCAAAGAAGCUCCGUCUACAGCUUCCUCUACCCCUGACUCCACAGAAGGAGGGAACGACGACUCGGAAUUUCGGGAGCUGCACACAGCCCGGGAGUUCUCGGAGGACGACGAGGAAGAAACCACGUCGCAGGACUGGGGCACCCCCCGGGAGCUGACCUUCUCCUACAUCGCCUUCGACGGCGUGGUGGGCUCCGGGGCGCGCCGGGAUUCAGCUGCCCGCCGCCCCCGGCCCCAGGGCCGCUCAGUCUCGGAGCCGCGAGACCCGCCCCCUCAGCCUGGCCUGGGCGACAGCUUGGAGAGCAUUCCCAGCCUGAGCCAAUCGCCAGAGCCCGGGCGCCGUGGUGACCCCGACACUGCCCCGCCGCCCGAGCGUCCCCUGGAGGACCUGGGGCUUCAGCUAGACCAGCUGGGCUGGGCGGCCCGGGACGCGGGGUCCGGGGAGGACUCUGCCACGAGUAGCUCCACCCCGCUGGAAGACGAGGAGCCCGACGGAUCGGAGGCUGGAGAGGCUGGGAAAGAACUGGACCUACAACUCGAACUCGCUCAGUCUCCGCCGCACGAAGUCUUGACUCCACAGCCCAGCUCCGGGUCUGGGACCCCCCAGGCCAGUACCCCGUCCCCACCCGGAUCCCGGGAUUCGAACUGCUGGCCUGAUGAGCCGCCUCUGGACCAGAAGGAGGAAGAGCCGUGGAGGCAGCCGGAGCGGGAGCCAAUCACGGGGCAGUGCCUCGAUAGCACAGACCAAUCAGAAUUCACAUUGGAACCACACCUUCUAGUGGCGGACCUGCUGUACUGGAAGGACACGAGGACGUCGGGAGCGGUCUUCACGGGCCUCAUGGUCUCCCUGCUCUGCCUCCUGCACUUUAGCAUCGUGUCCGUGGUCGCCCACGUGGCCCUGUUGCUGCUCUGUGGCACCAUCUCUCUCAGGGUUUACCGAAAGCUGCUGCAGGCCGUGCACCGGGGGGGCGGCACCAACCCCUUCCAGGCCUAUCUGGAUGUUGACCUGACCCUGACUCAGGAGCAGAAGGAACGUUUGUCCCAGCAGAUCGCCUCCCAAGUGGUCUCUGCAGCCACCCAGCUUCGGCAUUUCUUCCUGGUAGAAGACCUUGUGGACUCCUUCAAGCUGGCCCUUCUCUUCUACAUCCUGACCUUCGUGGGUGCCGUCUUCAAUGGUUUGACUCUUCUCAUUCUGGGAGUGAUUGGUUUAUUCACUGUCCCCCUGCUGUAUCGGCAACACCAGGCCCAGAUUGACCAGUAUGUGGGAUUGGUGACGAAUCAGUUGAGCCACAUCAAAGCUAAGAUCCGAGCUAAGAUCCCAGGGACCGGAGCCCUUGCCUCAGCAGCAGCCGCAGUCUCCGGAUCCAAAGCCAAAGCCGAAUGAAGGGGGCACCUCUGCCCGCGGGACGCCUGCCCCCACCCACUGCAGCCCUCUGCCCCACUCAAUCUCCCUUCCAUCCCCACCCUCUCCCUGCCUCCGCCGGAGCCAUUUCCCGGUGGGUGUCAGGAUUACUCACACCAGGGAGUUUCCGCAAAUUGCCUGAGCGGCCAGGACUACAUUUCCCAAGAGGCUCUGCUUUAGGAAUCCAGGAAAGGCGAGGCACCUUGGCUGCGGGGCCUGCUGGGACUUGUAGUUGCCUAGAUAGGGCACCCGCCCUGCACUUCCGAGAUCCGCCGCUGGAGGCGCCGUGAGGGGUUGGUGUCUCCUGGACGCCACUAGCCCCAACGCCGGGGCAUUGCAUGGGGCCCAGGGGAGGCCUGAGCUUGGAUUUACACUGUAAUAAAGACUCCUGUGGAAAACC